AUGGCUGAAAAGGUGACAUUUAUGAAACUGAAAGUUGAUCUUGAGUGUGAAAAAUGUUACAAGAAGGUUAAGAAACUUCUCGGCAAAUAUCCUCAAAUUCGAGACCAAAAGUACGAUGAAAAAGGAAACAUGGUUGCAAUCAUGGUGGUAUGUUGUAGUCCUGAGAAGAUUAGGGACAAGCUUUGUUACAAAGGUGGAGGUUCUAUCAAAAGCAUUGAAAUAGUGGAUCCGCCAAAGCCCAAGCCCGCUGAGCCCGAAAAGAAAAAAGAGGCUGAAAAGCCCAAAGCUGCUGAGCCCGAGAAGAAAAAGGAAGGCGAUAAGCCCAAGCCCGCUAAAGAGGCGGAGAAGCCCAAAGCUGCUGAGCCUGAGAAAAAGAAAGAUUCCGAUAAGCCCAAAGAAGCGGAAAAGCCCAAGGCAAAGCCCGAAGGAGAAAAGCCCAAAGAUAAGGCUGAAGGUGAGAAGCCCAAGGAUAAGCCCGUGGCGGCUCCUAUGCAGAUGAUCCCACAAAUACCACCGCCGAUGGCGGUGCCGGUUGGGAUGUGCUAUGUCCCAUCAUGCUACGAGGGUAGGCCUGUUGUUCCAUACGGCAGUGCGUACCCUCAGCAGUAUGGUGGGCCGGUGCAAUAUUAUGAUGGGUACUAUGCAAGGCCCGUUUAUGAUAGCUAUGGCGGAAGUGGGCCGUGUUAUGUGGGCCGGUGUGAUCAGUACCUCAGCGAAGAAAACGCAACAGGGUGCACCAUUAUGUGA
This is a messenger RNA of Vicia faba (fava bean), 747 nucleotides long. The record is from the annotation of a GenBank genome assembly. NCBI's taxonomy places the organism in Eukaryota, Viridiplantae, Streptophyta, Magnoliopsida, Fabales, Fabaceae.